Messenger RNA from Babesia bigemina, 777 nucleotides. Its product is annotated as membrane protein, putative. Bases 1 to 777 code for a protein of 258 amino acids. The record is from RefSeq and is a predicted model, not a curated record. Lineage: Eukaryota; Apicomplexa; Aconoidasida; Piroplasmida; Babesiidae. The transcript has 6 exons.
AUGCUAGGCACUGCCUGCGUCUACACACUCUUCGCACUGUUGGCGGCACACGUAGCACAGAAAACCAGCUGCGAAAUCGCCAACGCAGCGAACAGUGCAGCCGAAGUCCACCGCACAGUUUCUGGAGACCCCAAGUCGGAGAAGGCAGCCGAUCCUGAAACCGAGAUUCGCGACAUCAUCCACGACACCGCCCUGAAGAAGGAGCUUUCUGAGGCAGGCGAGAAGGUUGCAAAAAGCGCCGAAGUCGUUGACGAGUCGCGCAAAAGCCUCGACAACAUCACUAAGGAACGGGAAGACAUAAGCAAGGCAAUAGGUCACGCCAAAGUAGACAGGGCCAACGAGUUGCGCGAAAGGAAGCGCGAACUGCUGAAAAAGAUUGCUGCAAUAGGCAAGACGUUGCGGUUGGAACAUGACGCGAGGUACCCUCAUCUGGCCGGGCAGCCAAUCGUCCUCGUCGCGAAGAACGAGGACGACACCAAGCGCGCAGCCAGCACACUCGCUCACAUUGAAGGUUUGAGGGACGCCAUCAACCAGAUUCGCUCUCCCUGCUCAAGCCUGGAACGGGUCCGCUCCGCCGCCAUGGACACCUCUAAGCAGAACAGACACAACCGCUUCGUCAUUGUCCAGAAAACUUUGGAUUCCAUGUCAGCUGAGGAGCGUCUUCACUACGAUCGCAACAUGAUAGAACACUACGAGGGCAUCAUUCGCGAGAUAGAAGACAGCAUAGCCAAAGCCGACGAGGAGAUCGCUGCCUCGUGGCAGAACUACAAACAAUGA